This is a messenger RNA of Ruditapes philippinarum (Manila clam), 2691 nucleotides long. Its product is annotated as coiled-coil alpha-helical rod protein 1-like. The record is from RefSeq and is a predicted model, not a curated record. The transcript has 21 exons. NCBI's taxonomy places the organism in Eukaryota, Metazoa, Mollusca, Bivalvia, Venerida, Veneridae. Gene Ontology annotation, biological process: protein export from nucleus; cell differentiation. Bases 62 to 2449 code for a protein of 795 amino acids. Gene Ontology annotation, cellular component: centriole.
UAUGACUAGAUAUAUGUGUUUAUAUAUCUUCAUAUUUGAAGCCGCAGUUUGAAUAAACAAGAUGGCGGAAAAUUUGAGUGUUCCUGCCGAUUUUGCGGAAAAUAAGCAAAAAGUUGUGAAUAUGAACUUGUUACCACCUUCAGCUUUUCAAACUAAAACCAGACAAGGAGAUCCCUGGAAGGAGAUUGCAAAAGCCACAGAGGAAGUUGUUAAGCUAAAAAUAGAAAAUACAAAACUCAGAGAAGCUCAGAGAAAGUCACCUGAACCAACUGUAUUCCAGCCAGCCCCUGCACCUGUAAUUCAGGAGCCAGUGCAAAGAUCAUCUUCACCAGGAAUAUGCAAAUACUCUUCCAAAAAGGAGGAUUUUAAAUACAUUGAUGAACUGAUUAACAAACAGGCUGGGGAAAUUACUGAUUUAAAAAAUGAACUGAGAUCUGUAAAAUGUCUUCAUAGAGAAGAAAUUACUGAAAUGGAAAGGCAGCUAACUCUAAAAGAAAGAGAAUACACACAUCAGGUUACCACCCUUGAAGUAGAAUUGAAAGCUACUGAAGAUAGAUAUGAAAGUCAGAUUGACAGGUUAAGUCGUGAACAUCAAAGGGAGACAGAUAAUUUGAGAAGUACAAUAGGCAAGCUUCAAGAUGAGUUAGAAAAUAUCAAAUCCAGAUCGUCGGAGAGAAUAAAUGAUCUGGAAACAACUUACGAGAAUUUUAAACAAAACAGCAAUGAACACGUGGAAAAACUCCUGCAAGAAUUAAAGUCAAAUGAAGUGACAAUAGAAAAUCAGAUGAAGCAAAUAGGACAGUUAAAGAAAUAUAUAGGGGAGACUGAAAACUUGCCAAAGCCCAAAGAUAUAGCUAGAAAAGAAAUGGAAUCAAUGCUUACUAAAAUAAAGGUAUAUGAGACAGAGAAGGAGAAUACAAACUCUACCAUACAACUGUUAAAUAUCAGGUUAAACUCAAUGAAUGAAAUCCUUAAACUUCAAGAACUAGAACUCAGCAAGUGUUCCAGUGAAGGAGAUAAAAAGAAGAAGGAAAAUUUGUUAUUAACAAGUUUACGCAAGUUCAUUUUCUAUGAGUUUAUAACAGAUGGAGGGGAAAAGGUGUUACCUAAUGGUAACAGACAGAAUCUCAAUUACUAUCCCUGUUUAAUGAAAGAAGAGAGUAAAGCCUGGAAAGCCAAGGUGGAAGGUUUAGAGGAGAGGUUAUCAUCAGCCAGGAACCAGAUAGAACAAUUAUCACAUACUCUAUCUGAUAAAGAUGCUCAACUAAAUAUAGAAUCUAACAACUGUAAGAAAUUACAGCUUGAAUUAUCAGAGGCUCAGCAACUUGCCCUGUGUUUAGAUGAUAGAGUUCAAGAAAAUGUUCAAAAUGCACAAAUCUUACAAGAAUUUGCUGCAAGUGUGUGGGCAAAAUACCAGGAGAAUUUAGAGAUACUGUCUACAGCUAUGUCCAGUCUGAAAGCUUAUGGUCAGAGAAUCAGCUUUGCAAGUGGACGUAUGGAAAUGUUACAAGGAUUAUUUGCGAGGAAGGAAGCUAUGUUAAAACUACAGAUGGAGAAAGGAGAUAUACCAGAGAGAGAUAUCAGUCAUAAUGUUGAAGCUGAGAAACAUGAUAGUGAGGAAAGUUCAUAUUUACGUUGUGAGUUGGAGAGGGUUAUACGAGAAAGAGAUAACCUGGCAGCUCAAAUAAAACAAGAUUCUCAAACGUUAGACAACAAAAUUCUCUCCAUCAGAUCUCAAGUGGAGGAAGAAAUUGAAACAUUAAAACAAGCCAACUCUGAUCUGGAGAGUAUUGUACAAGACAAAUCACAGAAAUGUUCUGAACUAUCAGAGAAGUUGGAGAAAUGUCAGAGUGAUCUAGACUACGCCAACCAGAAUAUAGAAGAUCUUAAAACCUCAAUGGGCAAACAAGAAUUAAACAUGCAACAAAUCCUAGAGGAGCAGAAAAGGGAUGUAGAGAACCAGUUCUCAGACAGACUUGCUGACAUGGAUAGACAAAUUAAUGAGGCUAAACGUGAACAUGCUAAAGCAGUUGUAUCAGUACGACAGUUAGAGAGACAGAUGUCAAGGGAGAAGGAGCGGGCCAUCGAGCAAUUAUCUACGACGGAAGAACAUUAUAAACGGCAACUAGAUCUUCUACAUACACAACUGAAAACUAUAGAGAAAGAACGAAAUCUCAUGAUGGCAACUCUACGUCAAGAGGGACUUAUUGGUAAAUUGAGAAGUGAGAGACUGGAACCAGUUACACAUAGUUUUGAUGAGGAAGAGGAACCAGUCAGAGAUCAUACAGAGCCAGUAUCUAAUAUUGAUGCCACAUAUUCGCAGCCUGAAUUGCAACAAGAAUCGGUAACAGAGGAGGCAAUGACAACAGUGUUAGAAGAUCUUAAAUCAUUGACAGAUGCCGUGUUAAAUGAUGAUAAUUCUGAUACAGAUUCGGAGAAUGAUGUAUAGCAUUUACUGUGGAAAUAGUGUUAUAGUGACUGUGAUAUAUUUAAUUAAUUUAGAGGUUGAAGCCACCUAAACCUGUACUAGAUAUUAUCUUAUUGUAGUGAGAUAUUAUUAUAUAAUGCCAUUAGAGAUAUGUUAGAUAUAUAAGUCUGAUUUGUUGAUAGUUUAAUGGAACUCUAUGACCUAGUGAGUUGACAUCCUAGUGGUAAUGGAACUCCAUGGCCAAGUGAGUUGACAUCCUAGUG